Scomber scombrus (Atlantic mackerel) is the source of this 2199-nucleotide messenger RNA. RefSeq names its product G protein-coupled receptor 39 (gene gpr39). Lineage: Eukaryota; Metazoa; Chordata; Actinopteri; Scombriformes; Scombridae. The transcript has 3 exons. Bases 113 to 1429 code for a protein of 438 amino acids. Gene Ontology annotation, biological process: G protein-coupled receptor signaling pathway. Gene Ontology annotation, cellular component: membrane. Gene Ontology annotation, molecular function: G protein-coupled receptor activity. The record is from RefSeq and is a predicted model, not a curated record.
AACCGACUCCAGACCAGGACCUGUGAGGACUCUCUCAGGGGAUCCCAGAUGCUCAUCAGAGAUAGCGGCUGCACCCAGUAACAGCACUGAUAAGCUACGGGGACAAAAAUCAAUGCACCUGGAAAAUCUGAGCUCACCACUUUUUGCUAUCAUGGAAGAAGAAGUUGAGAUAGAGGAGAAGAAAGACUGGAAGGAGCUGGAACCGAACUACCCCGUCAAAAUCUUCCUGACGGUGUUUUACAGCCUCAUCCUGGUGAUAGGUAUCGUUGGUAAUUCGGUGACCAUCAGAGUGACACAGUUGCUGAAGAGGAACGGCUACCUGCAGAAAAAUGUGACCAACCACAUGGUGAGCCUGGCGUGCUCGGACUUGCUGGUGCUCCUCAUCGGCAUGCCGGUGGAGCUCUACAGCGCCAUCUGGAACCCGUUCACCACUGAAUCAGGCGACGCGUCCUGCAAGAUCUACAACUUCUUAUUUGAGGCUUGCAGCUACGCCACCAUCCUCAAUGUGGCCACGCUUAGCUUCGAGCGCUACGCUGCUAUCUGCCACCCGUUUCGCUACAAAGCCUUUGGGGGGAAACGCACCUCGGGCCUCAUCGCCUUCGCCUGGCUGGUGUCCGUCCUCGUGGCACUCCCGCUGCUGAUCGCCACAGGAAUGGAGGGCCACAUCCCCUACCGGUCUGAAAUACCCGAUCAAAAUCUGACUUUCUGCACCAACCUGAGGGAGUACUGGCCGAUGUACCAGGCCAGCAUCUUUGUGGCUUUCGCCAUCUACAUGAUUGUGUUGGUCAGCGUGGGUUUCAUGUGCCGGGCGAUGAUCCUGGUCCUGAGGAAACCAAUGGUCUCUACGGACAGCAGCGUCAACGGGACCCAAAGAGCGCCCAAGCACGAGAGCACAAAUAUGAAGAUGGCGAGGAAGCAGACCAUCAUUUUUCUUGGUCUCAUCGUAGGAUCCUUGAUGGUGUGCUGGCUUCCCAACCAGAUCCGUCGUCUCAUGUUGGCCGCCGUGCCCAAAUCCAAGUGGACUACUGUCUUCUUCCGGAGCUACAUCGCCCUCCAUCCUGUGGCCGACAGCUUCUUCUAUCUCAGCUCGGUCAUCAACCCAUUCCUUUACAACCUGUCCUCCCGGCAGUUUAGGGAGGUUUUUAUCCAGGUGCUGCGGUGUCGCCUCACCAUCGAACAUGUCAACAAGCGGACUGUGAGGAGCACCCCCGCUGGGUCUGCACGCUCCCUCCGACCCUUGCUGUUUAAGUCGUUGCGUCGCGGCCGGAACGACCAAUCCACCAUCGCAAAAGAUACAACUCCUCCCACCUUCACAACGUUUCAGAGUCAAAGUGACUCAGGAGUGGCUUCAAAUUCUCUCAGCCUGACAGAAGAAACUGAAUUAUCUCACAAAGGAAAGACAGACGCAUCAUCAGAGACUGAAGUAUAAUGUGCUGUACAAUUUAAUGCCACACAGUAAACAGUAAAACAAACAUGGCGGAAAUAGAUUUUUUUUCCCAAGGACGCUUGUGCUGUGCCAUCUGCAACAAAUAUAGAGAUAUUCCUUAUACACAGUACACACAGUACAAAGAGUUAGGUUAGAAAUUUCCAUGACAAAUCACGCUCAGCUGACAAUUUGGCACGAUAGAGAAAGCUCGAUGGGACUUUUCAGAGGGACACUUUCAGAACAUGAUUAUACAAAAGCUCAAAUAUUCAGUUAAACGUGAAGCUCAAGUGAAAGUUAAAGGUACCCAGUGGAGUUUGUGACCACUAGAGGGACUACAUGGUAAUAAUGUGAAGGUUUUGUAUGUAACAGAAAUAUUAAGACGCCCCAGAAACCUUGUUUGAGUGACACAAGAAACAUCUGUGAAAUAAUGAAUAAAACUUUCCUUAAGGUCCAAUAAAAAGUCUUUAAGAGACAUUUAAAACAGUUUUAUGUGUAUGGAGAGCCAGCAGGAAGCCAGCAGUCAUGUAUGUGAGUUUAAUAUGUUGAUGAAUGUAAAAAAUAAAGGAGUAUUGCACUAAAUGUUGUUGUCUUAAAGAAGAUAUUGGACACUAGAGCCUGACUGGAUUUUUAAACCGAUAAUAGGACAUUUUAAUGAAUGACUUAAUUUAUUGGCUGAUAAUGUUAUAUAAACAAAAUAUAUACAUAACCAAGAUAUGUAAUGGAGGCAUGAUAUUUUACAGCUUAAGAAUAAACUGAAUUUUCAUAUAAUGACA